CGCCGCCGCCGCUGCCGGGGAAUCAUCUGGGCGGCAGCGGGCGGCCCCGGCUAGCGGCCGCGAGCCGCUUCUGCGGCUGCCAAGAGGAGCGAAGGUCGCCGGUCUCGUGUCGUCCCCCUCUCCGCCCCCCAGGAGGGGCGAGAGGGAGCCUCGGCUGAUGUCAGAAAUACACUUUCGGGAAAUGGCCCCUAAAUCUUGGCUGAAUUUUUUAACCUUCCUCUGUGGAUCAGCAAUUGGAUUUGUUUUAUGUUCUCAGCUAUUUAGUAUUUUAUUAGAAGAACAAGUUGACACCCAGCCUAAUAUUCUUCAUAAUGAUCCUCAUGCUAGGCAUUCAGAUGAUAAUGGACAGAAUCAUCUAGAAGGACAGAUGAACUUCAAUGCAGAUGCUAGCCAACAUAAAGAUGAGAACACAGACGUCGCUGAAAACCUCUAUCAGAAGGUUAAAAUUCUUUGCUGGGUUAUGACAGGGCCUCAAAAUCUAGAGAAAAAGGCCAAACAUGUCAAAGCUACAUGGGCCCAGCGUUGUAAUAAAGUGUUGUUUAUGAGUUCAGAAGAAAAUAAAGACUUCCCUGCUGUGGGAUUGAAAACCAGAGAAGGCAGAGACCAACUAUACUGGAAAACAAUUAAAGCUUUUCAGUAUGUUCACGAUCAUUAUUUAGAAGAUGCUGAUUGGUUUAUGAAAGCAGAUGAUGAUACGUAUGUUAUACUAGACAAUUUGAGAUGGCUUCUCUCAAAAUACAAUCCUGAAGAACCCAUUUACUUUGGGAGAAGAUUUAAGCCCUUUGUAAAGCAGGGCUACAUGAGUGGAGGAGCAGGAUAUGUACUGAGCAAAGAAGCCUUGAAGAGAUUUGUUGAUGCAUUUAAAACAGACAAAUGUACACAUAGCUCCUCCAUUGAAGAUUUAGCACUGGGGAGAUGCAUGGAAAUUGUAAAUGUAGAAGCGGGAGAUUCCAGAGAUCCCACUGGAAAAGAAACUUUUCAUCCCUUUGUACCUGAACAUCACUUAAUCAAGAGUUAUCUACCUAGAACCUUUUGGUACUGGAAUUAUAACUAUUAUCCUACUGUAGAGGGUCCUGGUUGCUGUUCUGAUCUUGCAGUUUCUUUUCACUAUGUUGAUCCUACAACUAUGUAUGAGUUAGAAUACCUCGUUUAUCAUCUUCGUCCAUAUGGUUAUUUAUACAGAUAUCAACCUGCCUUACCUGAGAAUAUACUAAAGGAAAUAAGUCGAGAAUACAAAAAAGAAGAUCCAAAAGUGAAAUUGGAAAACCUCGAAAGAAAAACAAAUGAACAGAGGUAAAAUGUCUAGCACUGCACUGAAGAAGAAAUUCUGCAUUUCUGAUAUAGAACACUGGAAUCUCAGUGAGGAAUUCUAAGUGAACAUUCCGUAUUAGAAAUCUUUCAUAUGAAUGACUGUAAACUGAAGCUUUAAGUGAGCUGUGAAGUCUGUUAAAAUGUUUUGAUACAGUAAUAUAUAUAUGAAAAAUAUGUGUUUUUAAAAUGGUGGCCAGGCAGAAGGACUAGAAAAGAGAUUUUGUUGCCUGUUCCUGACCACGUGUAUUAUUGUCACUGAGAAACUAAAACAGUUAAAUUUGCUAAAACUACACUGCACCAUGUUAAUAACACACACAUGAUGCUAAACAGAUCUGCCUUAAAGAAAAUUUUAGAAGGAAAUACUGUUGCUCGGUGUUGUUCAUAAACUCAAGACAUGAGUUUAUAUUUACAGUGUGAUAUAAAUGAACCAAACUCCUCCCACAUUCACAUGCAGUUUUUGUCUAAUGAAAAUUUAGCUGUUCAUGAUUGGCAGUAUUUCUUCCAGAAGAAGGUAGACUAAGAAUGGCACGUGUCCUAAAGUGCAUUAAUAAAACCACAUUUUGAAAUUGUCAUGGGCCUUGACUGUAUUAUAUACUUGUUCUAAUUAGUAGUUAAUCUUGUACUGAGUCUCGGUUGUCUCUUUUCUAAAUAUGUUUAACCAUUCUUGAAUACCAUUCUCAACUAUUAAUAUUUAUUUACUCAAAGCAUUAAUAGCAUUCUAUAAACAUGCAUUUUUAAAUAUUGUGUUCCCAAAUUUACCCAUUGUUAAUUAUGGGUAACUAAUAAAUAGUAAAUUUAAUGCUAUUUGGGGAUGCUUUUCUUAUAUCACUGCCAUUCUCAGGAAUUACUAAGUGACAUUUUUAAUUAUUUAAAACUCUUUCCAGCUACAUAAUUAUAGUUUCUUUCAUUCUCAUCCUGUUGAGAGAUGAGAAUUUGUUUGUGCCUUUCAUAACUUGUUUAAAGCAGAGUUUUGAAAUUCAUUUUUAGGAUCUGAGCUGGCUAUUAGUUACAGUGGCAGAAUCAUUUGAAUGCAAGAUUUUGAUCAGAGUUAAUUAAAAACAUCAGAAAAUGCAGAGUCCUUAAACAAACUCAAUAUGUCAGGUGUUAAAAGAUAUUGAAAUAAUUUAUAAAGAGCCUGAAUUUUGAUGCUGACUUACUAUUUGGAGAUGAUUGUUUUGCCAAUGGAUAAUUCUAACAGAGCAGAGUACCCAUUCAAGACUGUCAUCAAAAACACAUUCAUAAAUAUUUUGUUUUCAUUUUAGUGACCCUCUAUUUAAACAGUUUCUAAAAGGAAAGAAUUUUAAAUUUUUGUUGUCUUUAGCAAUAUUAUUUGAGUGUAUCGUUAACAAAAUAUUUUACAGACUUUCAGUAAGAUUAUCUUAACUGUUAUAAGAGAUUUACAUUUCUCUUAUGUUUAUGAUUAUGCUAGUUUUACAUGGCUGUCACACCGUUGACUCUGCUGCUUAGCUAAAUAGUUACGUUUGUUGUGCCAAAACAUGUCAAAACCACGUCCUCUUUGGAUGGUGUAUUUGAGAGGAUGUUCAUCUUAGUCACUAAUUGUGAGCUACUUUGUCUACAUAGUGAAAGCUCACACCAUUUUUACUAUUAAAUUGUUUUUUGUUGUUUUCACGGCAGUAUCAUCUGCCAAAAUUUUAAGGCAUUCAUUCUGUUCUUUGAACAACUGUUCGCCUUGGUGUGGAUAUUAAUUUCUUUGCAGUCCAUAUAUGCAACUUUUCUGUACUGUGUAUAAAUGAUUUGUCAUAAACAUCCAAAAAACCUUAAAAUUUACGCAUAGGAAAUUAACAUUGUGAUGAAUCCUGGUGUCUGGAGUCAGACUGCUUGGGUUUAAAUUCUUGCUCCAUCACUUACUAGUUUUGUAACCUUGAGGAAUUUACUUUAAUCUCUCUGUGCCUCAAUUUCCUCAUCUGUAAAUUAGGGACAAUAAUACUACCUACCUCACAGGAUUUUUUUGAGGAUUAAAUAAAUGAAUAUAUGUACAGCUUUUAGAACAGUGUCUGGCCCAGAGUAUGGAGCAAUUAGUAUAAGGUUUUAUUGUUAUUCUGUUACCUUGGGGUGUAAAUAUUUGUUUUAAAUGAAUGAAAAAUCUGCUCUAAUCAAAUCAGAUCUUGAAGGAAAUAUUUCAUACAUUUCUUAUAAUAAGUAAUAGCUAGUUUUUCUCUGAUGCCUACUGUAUGCCAGAUACUGUGCCUAGAUACUCUGUGUACAUUAGUGUUAAUCCUCACAAAUUGAGUGUUAUUCCUGUAUUACAAAUGAGAAAACUGAGGCUCAGAGAAUUGAGGCUCUUCUGCUGUCACAAUGCUGGUAAGUGACAGAGCUAGGAUUUAUACUAAAAGCCUGUUUGUUCUCUGUACCAUGUCAGCCUUGAGGGUUAGUUAUUUAGCAUUAUUUCCAUUUUUACUUAUUGACGUGUGACAUCUGAUACACUGGCCAGUAAUAGUCAAAGUAAUCAGCCAAAUUGUUGUAGGGGUUCUCAGAUUUUGUUCUUAUACUCUUGCUUGGGAGCUUGUUAAAAUGCAGAUUUCAAGACCCCAAUUUCAGAAAUUCUGAUUCUAGUAUGGGGCCCAGGAAUUUGCAUUCUUACCAGAUAUCACUGGGCAGUGGUUCUUAAAGUCUGGUCCCAACUAGCAAUAUCAGCAUCACCUGGGAACUUGUGGGAACUGCAACCUCUCCUGGGCCCCACACCAGACCUGCUGAAUCACAAACUCUAGGGAUGGAGGGUAGCAGUUAUGUUUAAACAAGUCCUUCAAAAGUGAGUCUUGUUCAUGCUAGUUUGAGAACCAUUGUCCUAAGGCCUAGGUGAUUCUGAUGGCAAAUGAUCCUUGGAACAUGCUGAUGAUUACUGCCCCAUAAGUAAGGUGUCUUUCAAAGAUUUAGAUAAAGCAUGUUUAGAUAAAGCAUGUAGAUCACACUACAUUAAAUGUGAAAGACUUCAAAGAUAAAGAGUCAGUGGAUCCAUCAUUUUGGCAAAAUUCUUUAGCUUCUUCAGAGUGACUAAUAUCAGGGCCCACAGUAACAUCUGUAAUUCUCCGACUUUAGUAAUUUCCCAUUUGGGCAGGAAGGGGUCAUUAAGUACUAGUAAGUACAUACUAAUUCAUUAAAAGUAUACCUAAAUAAGUGUCAUCAAAAAUGUUCACAAUUGUUAGUAAAAAAUUUUAAAUAGAGGUAGCAAAAUACUAUUUUAUAAUAUGCAGAAUGUUUUUCUGCUAAUGCAUAUUAUCAAAAUUUCAUCACUUUCAAGAAUCAGUUGAUUGUCUUAUAUGACCUAUAAGCAAAAAAUUCUCCGAAUAUUUGAUAGAGCAUAUAAAAGCAAUUUUUGUGAUCAUAAUGACUGACUUACCAUCUUUUAAUUUAAGAUCUUUGUCAUUUGGAUAAGUGAUUUUAGUUUGGUCUCAAAAUAUAGGGCUUUGGCUAGCAUAUGUUCUCUAAUAACAAUAUACUGGUAUUUUCAAAUGGGAAGUUCAUUGAUGAUAGCAGAUUUUUGUCUCAGAGUUUAAUUAUUUGUUUUCAAAUACCUUAAAUUUUAGAAGAGUUUUUGUUUCUGUAAGAAGAUUCUAAAAUAAAUCACUGACUAGUUUUUAAUAUUUUCUGAAAUAUGGUAAUUGGAUUUGAACAUUAAAUUUGCUUACUGGUUAUUGUCAUAAUUGUUUCUUGAGUAUUUUUCACUUCCUUGAGCCUAUUAAGCUAUAUUAUUACCAGAUUGAGGCUUGAAAGAUCCCUUGCUUGAUUGAUUAGAUCAAGUCCAUCCUUUUAUUCAUUUAAAUUUUCCGUUCAUUAGUGUAUUCUUUGACAAUUUCUGCUUCUUUGUAUUUAUUGCCCUUCUUUAUUUCCUUUCUAGUUAAUUUCCAUUUUCCAACUACUCUUAAUGCUGCCUUCACAAGGUUAAUUUGGCUGUCAUUAGUGAUUACAAUUUAUAUCUCUUACUGAUGAUUUUAUACCUAUUAACUUUAGGUUUCCCUGUGAGUUUGGAAGCAAAAAUCUAAUAAUAAUGCCGUCUGGCUCUCAGGAUACUUGCCCUACUUAAAAAUCUACAAUUUUAAACUAAUGCUAGAUAUACAAUUAUUAAAUGAAGUACAGUUAUUUGGAUUCCAUCACUCUCCUCCCCCUGCCCCCUUUUUCUCAAAGACAAACAAAAAAAACUCAUUUGCCUCAUUUCUCUACUUCUUCAUAGUAGGCCUGACAGAAACAUACUUAAGAAAUCUGGGGGACAACCUGUGGUUUCUUGUAUUCUAAAUGUAACCUCUAUUGAUUAAAAAAAAAUGACUUAUGUUUAUAUAUUAGAGUUGAAAUAGAAAUUAAUACAAAUUAGAAUAAGAAAUUUUACGAAUUCUCUUUAGAGAAACCACUCUAAAACUAGUUUAAGAGUUAUAGUACUCUAUUUCAACUCCUUUACCUCCCUAGUUUUCAGUUUAUAUUAAUUAAGUUUAAAUAACUUUGCAGGGCCCUGCAAAUUAAUAAUCCAUAUAAAAUAUUAAGGGAAACUAAUCUUACUGCUAAGCAGUGUGUUAUAUUACACAGUGAAUGUUUGUGUUUUGGAAUUUUAAUAUUAUGUAAGGUAAUGGUAUCAUGAAUGGUUUAAAAAUGUCUGGUGACUUGCUUAUUUUAAGUGAUCACCAAUAAGUCAGAAAAAUGUAUUUUUAAAUGUUUUUUAAAGUGCCUUUUGAACAUUUUUAAACAAUGGAUUUAAAUAACUGCAUAAAAUAAAUUACCAUGUUUAAAGCUGUUUUAUCUG
Molecule: messenger RNA, 6061 nt
Organism: Diceros bicornis minor
Lineage: Eukaryota; Metazoa; Chordata; Mammalia; Perissodactyla; Rhinocerotidae
Gene: C1GALT1
Product: core 1 synthase, glycoprotein-N-acetylgalactosamine 3-beta-galactosyltransferase 1
Exons: 4
Coding region: 158-1297 (379 amino acids)
Cellular component (GO): membrane
Molecular function (GO): N-acetylgalactosaminide beta-1,3-galactosyltransferase activity
Source: RefSeq, a predicted model, not a curated record